AUGGCAAAGAAGCUUCCGAUUCAACAUACAGCAAUGGGCAUUCUCUCGGGAGGAACUGCGGGAGCUAUUGAAAUUCUAAUUACCUUCCCUACGGAGUAUGUUAAGACGCAGCUUCAAUUAGAUGAGAGAACGGGGGUAGCUAGACGCUUUCAUGGUCCUGUAGAUUGCGUUAAACAAACCGUUCGAACACACGGAUUUCGUGGCCUUUAUCGUGGACUUUCCGUACUUUUGUAUGCGGCGAUUCCAAAAUCUGCUGUUCGAUUUGGUGGCUUCGAAGAAUUCAAACGACAUAGUGUCUCCCCCGAUGGCACUCUGACACCGGGAAGAAAAUUCCUCUGUGGACUGGGAGCCGGAGUAUGCGAGGCGAUUUUGGUAGUUACUCCAAUGGAGACGAUCAAGGUCAAAUUCAUCAACGAUCAGGCCUCAGCCAAUCCACAUUAUCGUGGCUUCGUCCACGGCGUACGUAGCAUCGCCAAUGAAUUUGGUCUGUCGGGCUUGUACAAAGGCGUAACGCCGACUAUCUUUAAGCAAGGUACAAACCAGGCGAUUCGCUUUUUCGUAAUGGAGACUCUGAAGGAUAAAUACCGCGCUUACCGAGGCGACACUGCACCCAAUCAACCAGUGCCUAAAGCCCUCACUGGCCUCUUCGGCAUUAUCGCCGGCGCCGCCUCCGUCUACGGCAACACGCCUCUUGAUGUCAUCAAGACGCGUAUGCAGGGUUUUGAGGCUCACAAAUACAAGAACACUCUCCAUUGUGCCCUCAAAAUUCUUCGAGAAGAGGGUCCUAUGGCCUUUUAUAAAGGCACGGUUCCACGAUUGACACGGGUGUGUCUGGACGUCUGCAUCACAUUCGUGAUCUACGACAGCCUCAUGGAGGUCUUUACCAAGGUGUGGCCCACCCAAAAACCUAAAGCCUCAAUCGGAUAG
This is a messenger RNA of Echinococcus granulosus, 927 nucleotides long. RefSeq names its product Tricarboxylate transport protein. The record is from RefSeq and is a predicted model, not a curated record. Lineage: Eukaryota; Metazoa; Platyhelminthes; Cestoda; Cyclophyllidea; Taeniidae. The transcript is spliced from 7 exons. Gene Ontology annotation, biological process: mitochondrial citrate transmembrane transport. Bases 1 to 927 code for a protein of 308 amino acids.